AUGGUGCUGAAGAUCUUCUUCCCUCAGUGCUGUAACCGGGCCGACAGCGGGCUGCUGGUCGGCCGCUGGAUCUCCGGCCACGACUCGGCCGUGGUGCUGGCGGUGAUCCACUACCCCUUCAUCCCCGGACAGGUCAAACAGUACGUCCAGCAGAUGCAGGCCCAGAGCGGGGUGGAGCUGUCGGUGCUGGGCUCCUGGAGUUUACCCAAAGAGGGCCAGGAGGGCAUGGAGAGCUUCCUGAGGGACCUCAGCACCAUCUUCCCCCAGCAGCGCUGGCUCCAGAUCAGGCGCCAGAUGGGGAAGACGGGCUUCACCUGCGAGGUCCUCAACCGGGAUCAGAAUGGAAUAGCAGCUCAGCGGACAGUUAAAAAGGAGAAAAAGGAGGAAGAGGAGGAUGGUGAUGGUGAUGCAGAAGAGAAGGAGGAGGAGGAGGAGGAGGAGGAGGAGAAGGUGAUCUUCGUCCACUACGAGCAGAGGAAGGUGAUGCUGUCGCAGCUUCAUCCCAUAGAGAGUGGAGACGCCAAAACUGAUCCACCGUCCGAGCUGAGACAGGUGUUCCAGACGGUGGCCCUCAGCCAGCCUCUGUUCUUCCUGGACAAAUACGACGACGGACCCCUGAAGUCGACUCACUGGCAGUCUGAAGGCCGGGAGGCCAGCAUCAUCGUGGAGCUUCUCAAACAGGCGUCGGUGCCGCUCUGCCUGCUGCUCAGCUGGUUGCUCUCAGUGUGGACGUGGAUCUGCAGCGUCCGGAUCUUUAAUUUUUACCCGCUGAGGUUUUUGUCCACCAAACUGUCCACAUGUGUCCAGCUGAGCUACAGAACCGAACACAUGAAGACGCUGAGUUCACCGAAACCAGCCGCUAGUCACACGCAGUUCAUGAGAAAAGCCAACAUGUUGGUGUCGGUGCUGGUGGACGUGGCGCUCGGCGUUCUGUUGAUGUUGUGGCUCUACAGAGACGAUCACAUCACCAUGUUGGCAAACACUCUGGUUCCUGCAGCUGAUCACGUGGCUAAAGAGCUGGAUCAACUGCUGCAGUGGCUGAUGGGAGCUCCGGCGGGGCUGAAGAUGAACCGAGCUCUGGACCAGGUUCUGGGCCGCUUCUUCCUCUACCACAUCCACCUCUGGAUCAGUUACAUCCACCUGAUGUCUCCGUUCAUCGAGGGCAUCCUCUGGUACGGAGGUCUGUCGGCCUGCCUCGGCCUCAGCUUCGCCCUCUCUCUGCUGUCUGACAUGGUGGCUCUGUUCACCUUCCACAUCUACUGCUUCUACGUCUACGGAGCCAGGUUGUACUGUCUGAAGAUCUACGGACUCUCGUCUCUCUGGAGGCUCUUCAGGGGGAAGAAGUGGAACGUUCUCCGGCAGAGAGUGGACUCCUGCUCCUACGACCUGGACCAGCUCUUCAUUGGAACUCUGCUGUUCACCAUCCUGCUGUUCCUGCUGCCCACCACAGCACUCUACUACCUGGUCUUCACUCUGCUUCGGUUGGUGGUGGUGCUGUUCCAGGGCGUCCUCCAUCUCAGCGUGGAUUUCAUCAACUCCUUCCCGCUGUUCGCCGUCGGCCUUCGCAUCUGUCGGUCCUACAGACUGGCAGAGGGAGUAAAGUUCAGGGUGCUCUGUGACGAGCCUGGCGUCGCUCUUCACCUGCUGAUGGAGAUUAACCCUCUGAAGGUCAGUACGGUGGUCCAGACCUACCAGACUCCGACCUACAGCUGCUACCCCAGAGACUCGUGGCUCGCCCUGGUCAAGAAGCUGUUCGUUGGGGAGCUCAUCUACCCCUGGAGGCACAAAACCACCAAAGCCGACUGAGAUCCAGAAGCGUGGACGGAGGGAGGAAAGGGAAGAGACAGAAUAGGAGACUUUUAACAUGCGCUGCUGUCGUGUUUCGAUGGGAAGAGCGUCGGCCGAAGCUGCCAGGUCGUCACAUUUGUAGAUUUCUGAUCAACUUGAAGGCGAACGGUGAAUAUGAGCAACCAGAAACCCGGAAACCAGCAAGUAGCCACGUCCUGCUGUCGUGUUUUAGGAGCUGCGAUCAUAAAACGACUUUCAGGACGCAGAGAAAUAAUAUUAAAUCUAAUAUUACUCAAUUUUUUUUGUUAAUAUUUAACAAAAAAUGUGAACACUCCUCAUGUUUCCCAAAGGAGAUGACUGCAGCAACAAGAAACAACAAGGGACCAAAAUCUCUGUGUGCUUAAAUAAAUGAUGAAUCUGCCAUAAAUCUGAAUUAUAUUAUCACUUGAAAGGUUUUUUUUAAAGCACAGCUGCAUCCCCGAAAAAGAAGUCACGUUUUUUUUUGUCUUAAAGUGAGUAAAAGCUACAGAACAACCUGAUUUCUAAAACAUUUUAUUCCAAAAAGAGAGAUUUAGAUUUUUUUAUGGUAUUUUCUGAUAUUUCUCAGUGAUAAAAAGAAAGAAAACUCCUAUUUUGAAGCUGGUUUUAUCCAGUGUUCAGAUUUCUGUCCUGGAAAUGAAUGCAAAUGAGCUUAUUAUUGGAUAUAUAUAAUACACAAUUUAAAUAUUUAUACCUAAAACUUUAGCAGACUUGUAAUGCAUUAAGUAAUUUUCUUAUUAGAAAUAAUCAAUUGGAGCAGUUUUAUAUCUAUUAGUUCAAAUUUGUAGCUUCUAGUUUUAUUCCCAUCUAUAUUUAAAGGUUUUUACAAAGGAUUCAGUUUAUUUAGACAACAUUUUACUCCUGAAAACGUGCUAAAAACAGACUUUUCUGACUAUGGACAGUAUUUUAUGAUUUGAAAAGGGCUAAAAAGAGAAAAACAAAAUCCUCUGUGUGUCAUCAGGUGACUGCAGCCACAAAAAUCUAAGGACCAAAACGAUUCCUGUUUGAAUGUUGGUCACAAACAUACAGAUAAAUGAUGAAUCUGAUCAAAUUUGAACAUUAUUUUACAACACGACAUUUUAAAAGCUGUUGUGCAUCCCACAGUAACAAAUUUAUUUAUUUUUUGUCUGAAUCUAAUUAAAAUCUCCACCAAUUAGCUCAUUUACUCUCAACCCCAGCCAAACCUUCAGGACAAACUUUAGAUUUUUAGUGUUAUUAUUGCUAAAUCUGUAAGAAAAACCAUGUCUUAUGCUGCCCAUGUGUUUUUGGAUGUCUUAAGGAAAAUCAGGACACAGCUGACAAUUUAGGGAUAACAUGAUGCUAAAGGGUCAAUUAACACAGAAUUCAUUAAAUAUGUCGCUGCAUCCCCUCAGACUUUGUUCCAUUUUUUUUUAGAUAUUUAGAUUCAAUGUUGAUGAUGACUCAAACAUAAACUGGCGUUCGUAGACGUCUAGAUGUUGGUGCUUUAUGGUUUUCAAGAGUGAAAUUGCAAAAAUUCCCAGGUUUAAAAACAUGAAAUCCUCAUAAUUUAGCCAAAAUAUUUUACGGGACUUAAUUUUGGGUCACAAAUAACAACUUAAUGAACAAAAUCUAUGACGGAGCAGCAACAUUUUCAACUGAAAUAACAGACUGAUCCUAAAGGCUAAACGUACAGGAGCACACUCCUACUUACUCAUGUUUUUGUCUUUAUUUUUACCAUCGUGUUACUAAACAAGGUGUGAACAACAAGUUCUGUGACAGCACCUUUAAAAUAUUAAAAUGAAAUUCUCAUUGUGCGGUGAUGCUCUGCGCCCAGUGCUCCUGCAACACUCCCUAAUAUGUAAACUCCAUCUGCAAUGAGCCGAAUCAAAAAACUAAACCAGAAUGAGACAAAUCCAGAGCGACGAUUGUGUUGUUGUGGCUAAUAAACAACCCAACAUGUUUGCGACGCUGCAGUUAACGUUGUCAGAACGUUCAGAUGCUACAGGACGUUAGAACUCUGCUUUGAAAACGGCGAGCAUGCUCCGGACGUUUCCCUGUUAAGCUGCUGUUUCUUCUCCUGAUGGUAGCCGCAGACCCCCCUCUGGUCACCAUGACGAUCCUCCACAGGAAGCUUGGAUCAUCCAGCUGCUGGAAACGUUUAAAAUUACUAAUAUGCAGCUGCUGGUGGUGUCAAAAACAUCUGUAGCACUGGUCCAGAUGUUGAAAAUCAUGUCGUCUCCUGACAUGUAGCCCGAUCAACUUCCUGAUUCCCCGUCGCACUAACCGAGGUUACAGUGAAGCUCUGCUAAUUACAUACUUUAGAUGCACUGAUUGUGUAAAUAGUUAAAAUCCUUGAUGAUUUAUUACACAUUUAACUGAGUUCAAAUUACAGCAACUGAACAAACUUUUUUUACCUAUGUUUUUUGCAUUUUUUUUUAAUGAUUAGUGUUGUAUUUUUGCUGCCAUAUUCCCUCCAAACACUGGAACCAGAAGUAUUAUCAGGGGUGAAAAUCUUCUUCUGCUCUGCUUUUGUCUGUUUUACUUAAUGUGCCUAAUCUUCAAUAAAUGCUAAUAUUCAACCAACUCUUGUUAAAAAUCCAGCUUCAAACAAUCCAGCAGUUUUAGUUGUGAGGAGCGAGGCUAGCAGUUUCACUUUGUUUCCAGUCUUUAUGCUAAGCUAAGCUAAUCGCGUCACGGACUGUUUUCUGCUCCUUUAAUGUGAAUUAUUCCUCUUUUGUUUCACCUUCAUCCUCCUUGCCUCCCUUUUAGCCUCAUUUGUACUGAUUUGUAAAUGUUAAAUAAGUAAAGGUGCAGUCUUGUUUGUAAUUUAAUUUCAUUUAAGUGGCGUUUUUUCAUGAGAUCUGAUCAUUAACAAAUAAAACAAAUCCAGUAUAAUCUUGA
Molecule: messenger RNA, 4689 nt
Organism: Amphiprion ocellaris (clown anemonefish)
Lineage: Eukaryota; Metazoa; Chordata; Actinopteri; Pomacentridae
Gene: pigq
Product: phosphatidylinositol glycan anchor biosynthesis, class Q
Exons: 13
Coding region: 1-1806 (601 amino acids)
Biological process (GO): GPI anchor biosynthetic process
Cellular component (GO): membrane; endoplasmic reticulum
Source: RefSeq, a predicted model, not a curated record